AUGCACUGGCGACGACCCGACCUGCCGUCACAAGUGCGCCAAGUCUUGGAUGUGAAAUGCAUCAAGGCUGCGGCACCUGCAAUCUCUAGUGCACAGACACUGUGUGUGGACACAAGAUUUCAUUGGACUGUGCAUGCCUUAGCUGAGCUUCUCUGUUGCUUGCUUCAAAGUGAGUACCUCGAGGAGUUGGAGUUGACGCUUCCUCAUUCUAAUCUUGAAGAAGAGGGAACCUUCGGAUAUGACAUGAGCAAUUCUCUCCAGCCCCUCUUUGCAAGAGCACAGAUCAGGAAGCUCGAAAUUCGUCACCACUCGAUACUUGGGAACUCUCUCAAGUUUCUAAAUAUGUUGGAAGAUCCUAGCUAUGGGGUGGCGCAAAUGCCCAAACUGGAAGAAUUGAUGUUUGAAUUAGGUGGCGGCCAAUGUCUGCAACAGAUUUUUUCUAUGGUUUGUGAGCUCCUGGGGCGGAACAAAUCGACGCUUCGAAGCUUGUCACUGACACAUGAUGCACCUCAUUUGGAUCCCACAAAUGCCAAAGGAGAUCUGAGUCCAGUCUUGGAGGCGUUGGCCCAAAACAUGGUGCUCCAAAAGUUUGAAUACUGUCAAAACAAACCCUCAGGGGGCUACAUGUACGAACCCGUAGAUUACCCGGAGCGGGAGGCCUACGAAGCACAUGUACUGAAGGUACUCCAAACCAACAUGGUGCUGACAGAUGUAUCGCUGAGGGGUAGACGGCGCCAACCCGCAAACGAUGGCGUUCAGUACCAUUGUGAUUUGAACCAAUGUGGCAGGAAGAAGGUGGUUGACAAGUCUGCCACAUUGUCAGAUCUUGUCAAGUCGCUGACUGGUGAUCACUGGCAGUACAUCGACAAUGAAAGUAAAACAUGGCCCUUGGGGCUUGUUUUUGGGCUUCUUCGAGCAUCUCCUGCUUUAUGGAGAGCACAGUGA
Seminavis robusta is the source of this 945-nucleotide messenger RNA. The record is from the annotation of a GenBank genome assembly. NCBI's taxonomy places the organism in Eukaryota, Bacillariophyta, Bacillariophyceae, Naviculales, Naviculaceae.